UAAUAAUAAUGUAAAAUAAUUAUUAUUAAUAACAAAAAAAAAAUUAACCUCACUUUUAUGAACCUAACCUCACUUUAAUCGGCGUCAAUACACCGGAUUACAACCGGCUUUAAACGUUUUUCUCUUAACCAAAGUUAAUCAUGAAAUCAAUCCUAAUUUUUCAUCCAAACACUUUCAAAGCAAACCAAAUCGGCCUUUUAGAAGGUGUUACCAUUAAUUCGGGUGAUAGUUUAAUAUUUUUCAUCACAAAUCCGGAUGUUGUUAUUUCUGGAAAUCAAACUAUCGGGUAUUGCAGUUAUAACACUCCAAAUGAAUCGAAAAUGGAUAAAUCGGAAUUGCUGCACUUAAAUAUUUCCACCAAAGAAUACAGUAUUUUUAACGUUAAUUUCGAGGAGUACGACGAAAAUUAUUUAUGUAUUAAUUACGAUUUAAACAAAUUGAGUCAAUGUGAUGGAGCUACAUUUAAAUCAUUAAAGUAUGGAGAAUUAAUUAAUAAUUUACAUGAGAUUGUUUAUGAUAAAAAAAGUGAUUAUAAAAGGGGUAAGAAAGGAUUUUUGGAGGUAUUUUUUGGUUCUUUUAUUAUGUUUUUGUGUUAUUUAUUAAAGUUUCUAGCAAAAAUUGAAGAUUUAACUAAAUAUUGCACAACAAUAACUCAUCUAAAGGAAAGUUUGAGUACAUUAAAAGAUGUUUUGGAGGAGAUUUUUGUAAAAAAACGUGAAAUCUCACUAAAAAUAAUCAACACUUUAUUAUCAAAGUUAAUCGAUUUCAUUUGUGGUUAUGUUUUGUUGUAUAUCUUUUUUAAGUAUGAACAUUUAAUAUUUCAAAAUUUAAACACAACAAUUGAGUUAAUUAUUGAAAAUUUAAAAACGCUUUUAUUGUUUCUUCGAGGAUCUCCAAUAGGAUUAAAACUCAAUCAUAAUUUCAAUACGACGCUAAACUCGUUUUUCUUUUAUCACAUAUUUUUAUGGAAAACUUUUGUGGAGUUUAUUAAACCCCAUUUGUACUCCAUUUUUUAUGUGUUGUUGAUACCAGCUGGUUUUGGAGUUAGUUAUCAAGCAGCUGUCAUUGAUGAUUUAAUUAAAUUUUGUACUAUUCAUGUUUAUUGCAUUUAUAAUUAUGCAGCAAGAUUAUAUGGAGUACAAAUUUAUGCGUUAAUAUCAUUAUGGCGCCUCUUCAUUGGAAGGAAAUUUAAUCCUUUAAGGAACCGCGUCGAUUCUUACCAAUACAAUCAUAACCAAUUAUUUAUAGGAACUUUAACGUUCACCAUAUUAUUGUUUUUGUUACCCACUACUUUGUUAUAUUACGUCGUAUUUACAACGUUUCGAUUGUUCCUGAAAGUUUUGAAUUAUUUAUUGAGUUCGAUUAGAAUUUUAUUACAACACCUCCCGAUUUAUUCUUUGAUUUUGUGGGGUAUUCGAUCGCCGAAGAUUGCAGGUUUAAUCAUACUAAAAUCGUCUAAAAAUAAUUCUAACCUCAAUUUGGAAUUAAAAUCGUUACCUUUAAUAAAUUGUUUAACCAAUACGAUUCCCACAACGAAAUUCGUCGCACCAAAAAUUAAUUUUAAGGAUGGAUUGAAUAAGAUUGUUGGUGGAAAAUUGUUGUGAAUAAAACUUCUUGGUCUAUUUUUUUUCUUGAA
This is a messenger RNA of Onthophagus taurus, 1636 nucleotides long. It is a transcript of the gene PIG-Q, whose product is annotated as Phosphatidylinositol glycan anchor biosynthesis class Q. Gene Ontology annotation, biological process: GPI anchor biosynthetic process. Gene Ontology annotation, cellular component: membrane; endoplasmic reticulum. The record is from RefSeq and is a predicted model, not a curated record. NCBI's taxonomy places the organism in Eukaryota, Metazoa, Arthropoda, Insecta, Coleoptera, Scarabaeidae.